AUGAGUGAUCCAAGUACUUUAGCAAACUCUACGGAGGACCUCGAGGGCAAAGCAUUUACAGAAACAAAAAAGGAAGAGAUUAAGCAUCCUCAUAAAUAUAUUAAUGAUGUUGAUGGUGGAUACGGGUGGAUUAUCUGUUUUGCUACCUUUCUUCUAGUCUUUUCAACGUGGGGUUUGAACUCUGCCUAUGGGAUAUACUAUGCUUAUUAUUUAAAUUCUAAUCACUUUCCAGGAGCUACAGUAUUGCAAUACUCUGCUAUAGGGGGUAUGUCAUUUGGAAUUGGUUUGUUCUUUGCUCCUGUCAUUAAUUACAUUCAAGGGUUGUUAGGAACGAGGCCAACCAUUGUUUUAGGAGGUUUAAUGCAGUUUGCUGCAGCUUUUAUGGCUAGUUAUGCCGUUAAUAUUUGGGAGCUUAUAUUGACCCAAGGUUUAUUACAAUCCUUCGGACUUGCUUUCAUAAGUCUUCCAGCCUUGACUUUGACAUCCCAAUGGUUCCAAAAAAAGAGAGUACUUGCUAAUCUGCUCACAGUUACUGGAAGUGGUGUAGGAGGAAUUGUCUUUAAUUUAAGUUUGCAGAGAAUAAUAGAAGUUAAAAACGUAAAUUGGGCGCUUAGAACUCAGGGUAUCAUAAGUUUAGUAUUGGUAUUAUUUGCUGCUGCACUUAUCAAAACAAAGUCAAAACAUCAUAAGGUUGAGUUCACAAUUGUAGAUAAAGAUUGUAUCCAAUGCGCAGGUUUCUGGAUGAUCUGUUUCUAUUUGAUUGUUUGCAUGUUUGGUUACGUGGUUGUGAUGUUUUGUUUGAGUGAUUUUACAAUUUCUCUCGGAUAUUCAGAAUCUCAGGGCUCUGUUGUAGCUACAAUGCUUCAAGUCGGAAUGGUGAUAGGAAGGCCUACAGCAGGAUAUUUGUCUGAUUACUUAGGUCCCUUAGCUGUCACUUCAGCUGCUUACUAUUUGAGUGCUUUAUUCACUUUAACAAUGUGGGUUCCUGCUAAAAACUAUGCAACAGCAGUUGCUCUAGGUUUAGUUCUUGGGUUGUUUGUGGGGACAGUUUUCUCUACUGCUGCUUCCAUUACCGUAAGAUUGGUCAGUAUUUCCAAAUUGAACGUGGCUUUUUGUAUGCUGUGGAUGUUCUGCGGUGCAUCUGCCUUGUUCUCUCAAUUAAUUGGUACUGCCAUGACUACAGGUAGCGGGAAAGGUGAAUAUAGGAAUACUGCGAUUUUCUCCGGAGUUUCUUUUUUCGCAGCUGCAACAACUAUACUUGUUUUAAGAGGGUAUAUCAUUUCGAGAGAUAAGAUAAUAGAACAGAUGACAGAAGAAGUUCACGAGUUAAAGGUUAGAGUUCCCCCAGGAACAGUCCUUGUAAACUGCUUUAAGUGGCCAAAAAAGAGGGCUUGA
Dujonia railenensis is the source of this 1395-nucleotide messenger RNA. NCBI's taxonomy places the organism in Eukaryota, Fungi, Ascomycota, Pichiomycetes, Serinales, Debaryomycetaceae. The record is from the annotation of a GenBank genome assembly.